This is a messenger RNA of Sclerotinia trifoliorum, 3349 nucleotides long. The record is from the annotation of a GenBank genome assembly. NCBI's taxonomy places the organism in Eukaryota, Fungi, Ascomycota, Leotiomycetes, Helotiales, Sclerotiniaceae.
UCUUCUUCUCAAGUCAUGAAUAAAAGCAUCAAAAAGUAUUGCGACAACCUCUUGGACUCGACACAACGAUACCAAAAAAAUUCAUCAACUUAAUGCCAGUAAAUACCAAGCUAUCUUCCGCAGCAAUAAAACGAUACUUUUACUUUACUACUUUGAGAUAGAUAAUAAUUCUUUGAUCGCAGUUUCCCCCCAGAGUUUCCAAUUGAGCAAGCAGACAAAUCAAUCUUGACUUGAUCUGCCAGCUUUUUUUCAUUGAAAACUCUUCGCAUCGCUUUUGCCUAUCAAAGUCUCUACAAACUCUUCUAGUUUCUAUAUCUGUCACUUGCAAUCAGUUUGUAUCUCCUAAAUUAGGACAUUGUCGAAAAAUCGAACUCAUUCAACCUUAAUACUUUCUUGUCCUGUGUGCAUUCCACACUCAUAACAAAGAUAUUUAUGACUUCGCAACCGCCUGAGUUCCAUACCAAAAUUCAGUCUCCGCUCUCUCCACUUCCGGUUCACCUCCCUAAUCCAUCCGAUAUUUCUGUUCUUCGAAAUCAGAUUGAUCCGACUUUCAACAUGACCACGACCCACGAGCCACCCAAGGCUCCCCUGGUGGUUCCCAAUAUCACCGAGUCCAUGAUAGUUGACAAUAUUGAAUCCCCGCAAUCCGAUACUCGAUUUUCAGAUGCAUAUGAUGAAAAGGAUGAGGAGGAUGCAACAGUAGCAAAAGCUGAGGAGGAAGAUGCAAGCGAUGAUUAUGCCAUGACAUUUGACUCUGAUGGGGAAGAACAUUCAGAUAGUCACGAUAUAUCACAGGCAGUUGACCAAGAGUUGAGCAAUCUUUCUAACGCAGUGCCAACCAGCGAAUUGCCUACUUCUCUUUCCAACGAUCGAUCUGCCACAUCUGAUUCCCAAAAUGGCCCAGAAACCAAACCCGCCCUUAUUAUCCCUUCUCUUACUGUCCCUUCGAUUCCUCAAUCUACGGCUGCCCAAAGCUUUGAUCAUUCUCAAAAUCCCAUUACCAAAACGGAACCCACAAGUUCUGAGGAUUCCAACGGAGAAAUAGACAUCCAGCAACUUUUGGACAAUAUUACUGCCAAUGCCGAAAUAAAUGCACAGGCUGCCAGCCCAAAUUCUUCCUCUUCUAGCAAUGCCCCUCCAAAAGGUAGCUCAAGUCUGCCUACCCAUGCAAGCCUUCCCCCUCGUCCACAAAUUACACAAAUUCCCAAACGUUCCAAUUAUACCUCUUUCGAUGAGCCCCUUAAGUACAAUGUUGGAGGUUCAGGUUAUUCACACCCAUCCAAUUCCUAUAACCCUUCUGGUGUAACAUCAUCAUUAGUUGCAGUCGGUGCUCCUGGUACCGCUACCGAUUCCCGAUAUGGACUUCCCCCACCCCCUUCUGUUUCUUUCAAUCACUCCCCUCAAGAUGCGAAUAGCCCACAACCCUAUUUACAAUCCCAUCGCAUGCCAUCCGUUCUAUCCUCUGAUGGACAUGAUAAUGAUGACAGACCAUGGGGUCCGAUAGUCCAGAAAAAAUAUGAUGAAUUCCUUGAUAGAGAACGCACAUAUGUCACUGAAGGGCUUUGGGAACGAUUCCCAAAAGGCUCACGAUUGUUUAUAGGUAAGAGAGUCUUAUGUAACAACACUAAUCCUCAAAUCUAAUAUUCCUUCAGGUAAUCUCCCAUCGGAAAAACUCACCAAACGAGAUCUUUUCCAUGUUUUUCACAAGUAUGGUGAACUUGCCCAGAUAUCAAUCAAACAAGCAUUUGGCUUCGUUCAGUUCCAUGAUGCAUCAGCUUGUCAUAAAGCUCUCGAGAUGGAGCAGGGAAAAGAAGUCAGAGGCCGCAAAAUGCGUAAGUCUUUCAAUAUCCCUUCCCGGGCACAGGCUAACUUUUUUCCCGUUCAGAUCUCGAAGUCUCCAAGGCACAAAAGAACACACGAAAGGAUCACACUAACGGUCAAUCCUGGAGAAGAUCCCAAUCUCCCGAACAUACAAGAGGAAACGCAUCAGGUCGUAAUCGGAAUGCCCAAUUCGAAACUCGUGGUUCUGGCUACAACCAUAAUGAUCGCCAUAGAUCACAACAACAUGGGAAUCAGCGUACACAUGAUGGAUAUCGGCCGGGUAGAUCGCCAUCGCCAGUUCGAGGCUAUAGAGGUAGAGAUGAAUACAGAUCUAGCCGUAACAAUGACUCGUACGAUAGUAGAGAUAGACGUCGUUCACGAUCUCCAUUUUCAGGCGGACAGCGUGGCAGCUAUCGAGACCGGAGCCCGAGUCCCAGAAGUCGUGAAGCUAAUGAAGAUGGUGCACUUCAAAUUCCGCGACGUGAACCCCCAAUGGUUCCUGAUGUUCAAAUCAUUCUCAUGGCGGAGCUAGACCGAGGAUUUGUCUCCUGGGUUGAGGGAGAACUCCGUGGACGAGGUGUGAAAACCGAAGUAAUGUUCCUCAGCCCUCGACUCCCUCUGCAAGCUGUCGUACGAAGACAGAUUCUUGAAGGUGUCAUCGCCGUUUCUCAACUUGAUAUGAGAUCUCAAAAUGCCAGCAAAAUACCCCUUCAAGUAUUUGAUCGCUCAGGAGGCAUAAAUGCUGCCGUUCGAUUCGACGAAUAUCAAGACCUGGAACCUAAAAUUGCUGCCGAGCUUGUUGUACGUGCGAAAGCCACGGCUCAAGGACCUCAGUACCCACCAAAUCCAGCUCCAGUGUACCAAGCACCAACAGCACAACCAAACUCAAGCCUUGCAAAUAUUAUGGGACAGUUGGAUAAUCCUACUUUGCAGAAAUUACUAGGUACAUUAAAUAAUAUGCCUCAGCAACAAAAUGCACCCGCUGUGGCAGCAAACUCGCCAGUUGACAUUGUGAGUUUGUUAGGUGGUCUAGCUCCACCACAGCAACAAGUCUAUCAGCAGCCAAUCCCACAAGCAGCAGCGGGUCCUUAUGGUGGCUAUAAUAAUAACGUUGUAUAUGGACAACCAGCUGCACAACAAAAUGGACAAGAUGCACAGCAGGUUCAGGCUAUUAUGGCUCAAUUAGCCAGAUAUAGACAGUAAAUAGUGGAUUCAUGGUCGGUUUUUUUCUUUAUCUGGGAGGCUAUCGUUAAAUUUGCAUACUGGGAUGGAGUUUUAAUAUGUAUCAAGCUAUGAAUUAUGUUACGGUCGGUCUUUAUUGCAUGUGCAUCCAUUCAAGGGCGUGGUGGCGGGCAUUGGCGAGGAGUUAUCAUGAUGUAAGAGUUUGUGCUUAUACUACUUGUAUGAUGUGUGGAUGCAUGUAAUUUCAUCCAGGGGAGGUAUUGGAGGCAAAAGAGAAUAGGGAGAAAUCGCUUGUUGCGUAAAUUGAUUAUCUCUGCUCUGCUCCUUAUAAAUAGUAAAUAACAAA